Molecule: messenger RNA, 1159 nt
Organism: Bufo gargarizans (Asiatic toad)
Lineage: Eukaryota; Metazoa; Chordata; Amphibia; Anura; Bufonidae
Gene: AVPI1
Product: arginine vasopressin induced 1
Exons: 3
Coding region: 87-617 (176 amino acids)
Source: RefSeq, a predicted model, not a curated record
UUGUACAUGGCCUGAGAGGUAGUCACCGCCAGUCAGUCAGUCUGUACCGAGCGGAGGAGCGUCAUUUGCCCGGCCUGCUGAGCCGCAUGUCUGCGCAGUAUUUGUCAGGCUGUUCCAUCAUGGGCACGCCAGCUUCUGUCAUCAGCUCCCCUGCAGCAGCGUGGCAGGCCCCAGAACCACGGACCAGGAAAAAGGCCUCAGCCAACAUUUUCAAAGACAUUGACCUCCUGCAGAUACAGACGCUCUUCCGCACCAACGGGGAUGAGCUCGCGGAUGAACGAGCUCAGAUCAUCUACAACUACGCCGGAGACAGGCACGUUGCAGACGCCUUGAUCAAGCUCCGGAGAAAGAAGAGGAACAAGGGCUUUCGUUUAUCGCAUCAGAAACGGAGCGGUGAUGGGAUCGGAGGACUGUCUGUGCAAAACUUCAGUAAACUCUGCAUUAAAGAAGAUGGGAAUUCUGGAGAGGAGGAUCCCCCUCAGCCCGUCGGUGAUGCUCAAGAGAGGCCAGCACUCUGCGGGGCCAAGAAAUCCUCUGGAAUCCACAGACAAAAGAAUAAACUAAGACUGCACCAGAAGAGGCAGAUCCCAGACUACCUGCACCAAAUCAGGCGAUGAACUGUGCAAGGUCCUGGGACGGUUGUCCCCGCUGCUGCUUCACAAACUGGAAACCUAUGCAAGAACCAGCAGCUGACGGCGACCACGACUGCUGCCUCUUAUGUAAUUCUGCACUACUGACACUAAAUCCUUAGGUAACACUCCAAAUGAGUAACUUUACAUGGUGAAGAUGUGGAACCAUCCUGGCCGUUAUUUAUGGUAUUUAUUACAGGCAGCUAUAGGGGAGCUGCGCCAGAGAAACACUAUGUACCAUUGAUUAUGGGCAACCUUCGAAUUGCUGUCUAUUGAUCUCUAGGAAAGUUCUCAUGGCCGAGUCUUUAUAGUCCGAUUGGGAUCUGUCUACAGUGUUGUCCACCGCCGAUAUGAUAUCAGAGGUGCGAUAUCUCGCAGGAAGAUAUUUAUUCAAAAGACAGGGAUAAGUCUGUAGUCUGCUCAUCCGAACAAAGAUCCAUGCUGAAGCUUAGUUAUUACCGUAGAUGGCGGCAAGUAAAUAACCUUGGGAAAACCUCAUCUUCUGCUCGGACAAUAAAAAGUAAAAGCAU